CACUACAGUCUGAUUAACUGAAUUAAAUGGUGUUAUCAUCGCGUAGCAGUCACUAGUGAUAAAUAUCGUUAUUUCAAUCCACAACCAAAAUCUAAAUACUUUUUAUGAAAUUUAUGGCGCAUUGAAAUACCCAGAGGCUCGUUAAGUCUUGAUAUUGUUAUUACCAAGUGGAAGGACUGCUGUGAUCCCCAAAAAAUGUGCGAGUGACAGAUGAGCGAUUAAUGCUGCAUUCUUGAACCUCCACCACACACCUGUCAACUCAGAAUAAAUAAACAAGAUGACUGCAACUCUGGACCUGAAGAAAUUUCUGCAUCAGCUGUUGGCGAGUGUCGAGGGGCUCCACAGCAUAUUGAUAACAGAUCGUGAUGGUGUGCCAGUAGUGUCGGUGGCUAGUGAUAAGGCACCAGAGCUAGCCAUGAGGGCAAGCUUUCUGUCUACUUUUGGAAUGGCAACUGAUCAGGGGAGUAAACUGGGACUCGGGAAGAACAAGACUAUUAUUUGUAUGUACAGUAGUUACCAGGUGGUGCAGAUGAACAAGCUACCUCUAGUCGUGAGUUUCAUAGCCUCUCACGGUUGCAACACCGGACACAUUCUCUCGUUGGAGAGCCGAAUCGAUCCCAUUCUGAGUAACUUAAAAAAUGCUGUUGUGGAAGCCUGAUGGUUACCCGUCGUUCACUACGGGUGAUAAAAUCCUUGUGACGAAGAAAACUAAAUGAAUGAGAAAGCGAAUUUUUUCUAACUCGUAAAACGAGGCCGAUCACGAAUGAACCUUUAUCGAACGUCGUUCACACGGACUCAAUCGUUGAAAAUAGGAGAGAAACCGGUCGAUUGCACCCUUGAAGUCGUCAUUAACUGAACGAAUCACGAAGAAUUUAGUGAUAUUCGUUGGAAGUGAACGAGACAUUCUAUAUCAAACUUAUAUAAAUUUUACAAUGGGUGUAUAAAGAGAAUAAUUUUCAAGACUAUUCGUAAGAUUGUUUAUUGAAUCUGUAUAUUAAAAGAAUAUUAUUAAAAAUGUUAGUAUGUCAUAA
Diachasmimorpha longicaudata is the source of this 1031-nucleotide messenger RNA. It is a transcript of the gene Lamtor3, whose product is annotated as ragulator complex protein LAMTOR3-A. The transcript is spliced from 3 exons. Gene Ontology annotation, cellular component: Ragulator complex. NCBI's taxonomy places the organism in Eukaryota, Metazoa, Arthropoda, Insecta, Hymenoptera, Braconidae. Gene Ontology annotation, biological process: cellular response to amino acid stimulus; positive regulation of TOR signaling. The record is from RefSeq and is a predicted model, not a curated record. The coding region runs from base 278 to 658 and encodes 126 amino acids.